Molecule: messenger RNA, 553 nt
Organism: Laetiporus sulphureus 93-53
Lineage: Eukaryota; Fungi; Basidiomycota; Agaricomycetes; Polyporales; Laetiporaceae
Exons: 2
Coding region: 114-416 (100 amino acids)
Source: RefSeq, a predicted model, not a curated record
ACUCAGCGCACACUAUCUACUGCCUAUGUACAGAGGGAACACAUCUAUUGGACCCUCCCAAUGCGGCAGCCUGACAAGCACAGCUUAUAUCUCAAACGUACGCGUGCGACUGGAUGCCAGUCUGUCGCAGAAACAAUAAGAACAAGCCACGACAAGCAAUUCGCCUAGGCUGCACAGUGAUCAGGCUGACUAUUCUGGAAGUGGCUAUAUUGCGUCUCGGGCUAGCUAGAAUACGCUGUACGAUGCUCCGCACGCACGCGACCUCUGCACGGAACUCGACAGCAGAGUCUGUUGCCGCGGCCUUUCGUCCUUGUCUAGUAGUACGAAGCGCAAUUUUGCAAGACAGGAUGACUGAUGGGACAUGCAGAUCGGCUGACGGUGGGUGUAUUUGCCGGCACGCGAAAUGGAGAGCCUGAGGCUAGGGCUUUAUCUACCUACGUGGAAGACCGUCUAGCGGAAGACAGCCGUUCCGUGCUAAACCGGCAAGAGGUUGACCCCUUACUUUUUCUUCGCGACGUUUGAUGCGAGGCCAGAAGAUGCCCAUCACCUGUCA